Messenger RNA from Drosophila willistoni, 966 nucleotides. RefSeq names its product pancreatic lipase-related protein 3. Lineage: Eukaryota; Metazoa; Arthropoda; Insecta; Diptera; Drosophilidae. The coding region runs from base 1 to 900 and encodes 299 amino acids. The record is from RefSeq and is a predicted model, not a curated record. Gene Ontology annotation, molecular function: lipase activity. The transcript is spliced from 3 exons.
AUGCAGAAGAGAGUGUUUCUAAUCAUCGUUUUGGUGUUGCUUUGCAGUGCUAUUGCCGCUUAUGCUGCAAACGAACCCAAAUAUAUCCUUUAUACGCAACGUAUUAGGGAUUCGCCGCAGACAAUUGAACCAGAAGCGGAAUCCCUGGUGCGUAGUUCUUUCUAUGCAUUGGACCCAAUAAUUGUGUCUAUACCCCGAUGGCUGGGCAAUAGCUCAACAAUAGAACAUUCCACUGUAGUUGCUGCCAAACUUGAUCAAGAGACAUGUAAUGUGAUAACUGUGGACCUUGAAGGAAUAACCAAUGAAUCGGAUAUCAUUGAAAGUGUGGGUAAUCUAAUCGUUCUAUUUAAUCGUCAGUUUGAUGUCUCGCUGGAGCAACUAUCGCUGGUGGGUUUCGCCGAAGGAGCCCAUCUAGCUGGCGGGGUGGGUGAGAAGGUUAAGACAGAUCUUGGUCAGCAAUUAACCAAGAUAACAGCUCUCGAUCCCACCGCCGCAAAUGGUGAAUUACUCCAGCAUAAAUUGUCUACGCAAGAUGCCAAAUUCGUUGAGGUCAUUCAUACGAAUAGCGGCGGAGCCGGCACUUGGGAGGAAUUAGGUCACGUCGAUUACUAUCCAAAUGGCGGUGACAGUCAACCUGGUUGUGACAUAACAACAGGUAUCGCAAAUGCAUGUUCGCAUGAAAGAGCUCUCCAUUUGCUCAACGAGAUGUGGUCACCAUCGAAUGGUUUUGUUAGUGCUCGUUGCGGUUCUGUGUUGACUUUAAGUGCCGAAAACUGUCGUUGGUCCUCGCUCCGCAUGGGGCAUGCUGACGUAUCUACCUCUGCCUCGGGCAUUUACUUUCUAGAAACGCACAGCAGUACACCUUAUUCAAGGGGAGCCUACUACAUAGGCUUCUUGUGAGACAAACAGGAGGCGGCGGCCACAUCUCUGGGUGAAUGUGAAUAAAGGCCCUCGAAAAAAGAUAAA